Molecule: messenger RNA, 1633 nt
Organism: Homarus americanus (American lobster)
Lineage: Eukaryota; Metazoa; Arthropoda; Malacostraca; Decapoda; Nephropidae
Product: nascent polypeptide-associated complex subunit alpha, muscle-specific form-like
Exons: 3
Coding region: 44-1516 (490 amino acids)
Source: RefSeq, a predicted model, not a curated record
GUUGUCCCUGCAGGGCGAUGACUUCACGCGGCAGAUCUGGCACAUGUACGCCACCUUCGAGGAGUUCAUAGACCACCAGCAGACAUCGGGGGAGGGCAGCCCCGCCUCCCGGCCCUCUUCGGGGGCCAACUCCGGCACAGAGGCCCCGCCGCCCCCCGCGCCCAACGGGGGCCUGGGUGCCACCAGCCCCCGGGAUGUGUUGAGUAGUCUGGGCACCUCCACCACCACCUCCGCCCACCACUCCAGCGCCGCCUCUACCCGCGUCACCAUGGCCGAGGUGGCGCUGCCCCAGGGCAUGAUGCCCUCCCAUCACGCCUCACGCCAACACUCACCCCCCGUGGCGCGCGACGAUCUGGCACUGGCGUCGCCCCGCCGCCGACGGCGACCUCGGCGACUUCGUCGUUCAGUGGACAACCCUUUGUUGGACACCAUCAGUGCCAUCGGUGAUGCGGACAGUGACGAAGCGGACCUACUGCCGCCGGCGCCGCCACCAUCAGCAUCAUCGUGCUGGGGGCCGCGCCUCCACCCCGAGGCCGACGUGGUAGGCUACGCCGGUAGUAACAGCGUGGACAGCGGGUACAAGAGCGCCUGCCCCACCCCUGAACUGCCAGACCCCGCCGCCUACCUGGAACACCGUCUAGAGAAGCGCGGCUCCCUUGCCUCCCUCGCCUCCACGGGUUCCUCUUCUGGCAGCGGCAGCGCCUCCAAGCCGCGCAUAGCCAUGGGCACGCGCGUUAUGUCUCGUGUGCCCCGGUCACCCAGCUCCGGGGGAAGCGCCCCCUCCCCCGGUUUACCCCGGAGACCUGGCUCAGACGGUUCCUACUACGAGCUCGACCAGUUGGCGGGGCUAAGGGGUGGCUUACUAGGGUCGCCGCCCCCGCACACCGCCCCUGCGGAGGUCAGAAACCCUGGCUUCACACGGUACUCCCCCCGGGGGUCCCCCGCCCCCCAGCGUAACUCCUCUCCCGGAGGCGCCACCCCACGGGACACCCACGUGUCUCGCCGAGCUGCCUCACCCGCCUCCCCUGAGCGUCGUCCCCGCAGUGCCUCCACGGGGUCUCGCUGUUCCCCCGGCACUCGGGGGCGCCGCCCUCCAGGGGGACUACGUGCUGGGUCACCCCUGCUAGCGUCGACGGGGUCACUACCGAGGGCGUCAUCCCCUGGACGGCGGCCGAGGGCGCUCUCCCCCGCCACCCGGGAGGAGUCUCGACCGCCUACCUCCUGGUCCCGCCACUCUUCACCAGGGGUGGCGCCGCCGCCCCGCUCACUGCGCCGCCCACCGUCGCCUAUCGUGGGCGGCCACCACGAUACCGACCACGACCUGGCACUGUUGGAACGGGAGAUCGACGCCCUCUUGUACGGUGACCCCCUGGCGCCGCCCCCCGCCCCUGACUACUACGACCUCGACUCUGAGUUUGCUGCCUGCACCUGCCCCACCGCCUUCACCAGACCCGCGCCCCCAGGAUCCGUAAACAGGGAUGACAGUGGGUCUGACAGUCUGCUGCUCAGCCAGUGACGGGGCCGGGGGGAGCAGCGCGCCCCUGUGCCCCCCCGGCUGCGUCCCCCGGGUGCAGGCGCCGCAGUGCUCGGCGGGCGUGGCGCGGUGUGUGCUGGCCGUCCUCGACGACCUCCA